AGUAUGCUGCGGUGAAUAUGCGCGCCUCCUUGAAGUUUUUCCAUGUACAACCGAGGUUAGCACGUUUCCAAACGCUUCCGGCCCAGAGUGCUACGCUUGCUUCAAUGCUGCUCUGGCGCCGGAAGAAGGCUGGGAUUGAGGCCCCAGCUGUUCUUCCCUAUGCGGACGGCCUUCCUAGUUAUUACAAAGUAUCUCUGGGUGCGAAAAUCAUUUGCGUGUGUGCAGCGGCUACCGCGUCAAGCUGCGCUGUCGCCAUCGCAUACUCCUUCGCUUCGCCGGUCCUAGUGCUGGCACCAUGGCUAUACACCGCUGCGGAGGUGGUGUUUGCAGCCGUUUCUUAUUUUAGAUGGCGACGUUUUAACAGUAUCCAGCAUGAUGCGCACCAAACAGCUCGGAACGCUACCUUUGCGGCCACCGCAGCAGAGCGCUUUGACUUCGUUGCUGCGGCUCUUGCCCGAGGCGGGCCUACGGAGGUGGCUGCAUUCCUCCAGCUUUGGUUUCAUGACAGCCCGGUUGGCAAAAUCGGCCGCGGAAACCUACUUGAGCUGCUAGCGUACGCCUUUUUCUACUCGGACAGCAGCGCCUCUGUAGUGACUCAGGGCUACGGUCCCCAGCUGGAGCAGAUGGCGGACCGGCUGGAAGCGCUGCUGCACUCCUCCUCCUCCACCACCUCCAUUACCUCCACCUCCCUAGCGGACAAGACCACGCCUGGAUCCGCUGCAUCCCCUACAGACCUCAGCCCCACCAGCUCCUCCCCAUCUGGGUCACCUCAACCGCAGCCUCCUCCUCAGCCACAAGCCUGCCUGCCGCCCGGCCGCAACCCCCGGCUUCGCUUCAUGGCCCACAUGCACGAGCCGCUGCCGCACUUCUACCGCCCGCUCGCCUUCUACGCCGCCAUGGAAGCGCUGGCCUGGGUCAACCACUGCAUGCUGCUGGGGGCGGGGUUCAGGCGGGUGGCCGCCGCCGACACCACCACAGCGGCAGCUGCUGAGUUGGUGGCAAAAGAGGCGAAAGGAGGGCCUGCUGGGCUGGGCUUGGGUCGGCUAGACAUGGGCAUUUGCGGCUGCAAGGAGGAUCACUACUACUACGUAGCCAACAUGCCAGCAGCGGAGCGGGGCGGUGCUGCUGGCGGGGGGCAGGCCUGCCACCGCGCCUCCUCCUCCUCCCCUCCUGAGGUUCCCAUCGUGUUCCUGCACGGGGUGGGUAUGGGACUGCUGCCGUACCUUCGGCUGCUGGUGGCGCUGGCGGCAACAGGUGCCCCUGUGAUUGCCUUUGAGCUCAAGCACGUCUCUCAGCGCUGGACCUCCGCCGAGCCGCCCAGCCUGCAGCAACUCGCGGAGGAUGUGGUUUCGGCGCUGCGCCGCCACGGCUACAGCCGAGCUGCCGUACUCGCGCAUUCCUUUGGUACGGCAGUAGCUUCCAUCCUGAUGCAGUCGCACCCCGGUGUCGUACAACACGUCACAAUGCUGGAUCCGAUCUGCUUCCAGAUGUACACGCCUAGGCUAUUGCGGAACUUCAUUUACAGGCGGCUGGGUGCUACAGGCGCCGCGGCGACGGCGCAUGCAGCAGCUACUGCAGCUGCGGCGGCAGCUGCUGCUGCAAGUGCAACCGCCGCCAUGGCAGCGGCACCGGCAGCUGCGGCUGUGGCAGCCACGGCGGCUGCUGCAGCAGCGGCGGUGGCAGAUGUGGGCCCCUCCGGUUCAGCGGCAUUGCCGGGUUGCGGAGGAGGAGGGUGCUUAAUGCCACCGUCAGCUGCUACCCCCGCUGUUGAUGCUAGCAGUGACGGCUGCGACCCCAACAGCAGCACCAACAGCAGCGCAAACAGCGGCAACGCGAGCACCAGCAGCAGCGACGGCGGAAACGGCGGCGGCGGCGUUCUGGCUGCCGCUGGGUCUCUCCUGCGCACCCUGGCCGGCCUGCCGCUGGAUCUCCUCAUGCUGGGCCCCGCGCGGGAGCUGCACUGCACGGCACUGCUGUGUCGGCGGGUGGUGUGGAGCGAGGUGAACCUGUGGGAGCAUGCGGUACCUAAGAGCUGCACCGUGGUGUUGUCAGGACGCGAUGACCUCAUGUGCGCCCGCUCCCUGGAGCAAUGGCUCCGAGACCACACCCGCGCCUCCGUUGUCGUACAUCCGGAGCUGCUGCAUGCGCAGAUCUGCAUGGCAUGGACACGUCAGGACCAGAUCCUGGAUCGCAUGCUGCGGGACGUGUACGGCAAGAGGGACAACGGCUGCGGGGGCGGUGGCGUGGCAGAGGCGUUGGCUGUGGCAGAGGCGAAGGCGGCGCCGACGACCGCUGCGGCGGUGGUGAUCGAGGGAGCGGCGGCAGCAGCGGAGCUUCUGCCGUCAUCAGGCUCGUCGCCCUCAUCCCCUUCUUCGUCGCCGCCGUCACCGGCGGCACUGCGGGGCACUUGGCCGCACUUCCUCCACGCCGACGGCACCGCCGCCACUGCAGCAGGCGAUCUCCAGCCGUACAACAAGGCUAACGUCUACCGCUCCUCCUCCCUUCUUCACGGUGGCCGGUGCAAGCCCCGACAAGCUGCCGACACCUCGGCCAAAGCCGAGGCGGAUGAGGACUGGCGACGGCGGUGGUCGCGGCAUGAGGCAGCGGAGGAGGAGGAGGAGGCCGCCGAAAGUGAUGUGGAGCUCAUGUUGGGGGGUCAGGCCGGCGGCAUGCGCAGGAGGUGCGGCGGUCGAGGUGGCGGCAGUGGCUGCCGCAGCCGGAGGAAUGCAAGCGGGGCCGUACGACCUCUGCCUUGGGGUCGCAAGGAUGAGGGAGACGAGGGCGACGGAUACGUGGAUGGUGGAUUCGCUGAAGGAGGGUCGUACGGCGGCGGUGAAGCACCCCUUGCCGUACAGCAGCGCGCGCAGCGGGUACGACAGCACCCCCCGGUGGUACGGCAUGAUAGCGCGGGGUCGUAUCUUCGAAUGCAGUCGGCGGAGGGAUUGGGUAGCGAUAGCAGCGAUGGCAGCGGCAGCGAAGGCAGCGAGUGAUGAUGAAUGGAUGAUGACGGGCCUCGUCCUGAUAUGGGGCUUCCUAGUAGGCUGGGCCUGCGAGUGGUCUGUCGGUGAGGUGGAAGGUGGCAGUGUAGGGGUUAGGCAGGGGUCAAUGCUGGCCUUCACAAUGAACAAUGUGUACAACUAGAACGUUUUGCGUGGGUUUGUGUUCUCUCUCACCGUUAGUGCAACAAACGUACGGUACCAUACGACAAUUGUUGCCGCUUUCUUACGAGGGGGGCGCCAUAUUAAAUUCCGUGUCGUUGUACGACGUUGCAAAAGUUGUUGGUCUAGAUAACCGUAUUGGAACCGUGCCGUGGUGGGGAAAGAGAGUGGAAUGCUGCUGCCGGAGGGGGGGGAAGAGGUCGCUUUGGCCUAGGCUAUUGUAUCGAGGGGAGGGAGGAGGGUGCAGGAGAGGGAGCGUCGAGGAACGCAAGAUGUGCGAGGGAUGUGAGAGGGAGGUGAGGAGUGGCGAUGUAAUAUGAGGGGACCGCGUUGCUGAGCGAAGCUGUGCGGGAGGAGUGCCGAAGGUAUGUACUUUUCCUUUGUUGCUGGUUAUUGCUUAGGCUCUCGAGGGGUUUACUAAAAUGCGAGAUUGGGUUAGGCUUACGGUUUUCAGGCUCGCUCAGCCUGUAAGAUACAGCCGCUUAUACUUUGUACUGCUUAUAUGGCUGUCGAGGUGCCUUAGGAUUUUAGGGUUUUACCCCUGCUGUUAUCGGUUACGUGCUGGUUUCCUGGCGUAAACCAUUUCGAGAUGAGGGCGUAUUAAAUUUUGUGGUGUGGGGGUUUUCAGCUCUGCCGUAUUAAAACUACUAGAGAUUCAUCAAAUUCUGGUUCCAAGGCGAUCCAGUGCCUUUGGAGAGGGUGCGUGCUGACGUUCGGUUUCCUCGGUUGCGUGGAUCAUCACAGACGUACCCCGCUUUGAUUUGCCUGUGCUUGGUGACGAUGAUGCUGGGAGUGUUAGCGGAAAGAGUGCAAGGAGAAGCAAAAGCGAGGGGAAACUGAGGGUUGAGAGCGAGGGAAAACUGAGGGUUGAGAGUCGGUGUAUCUCGGUACGGUAUAUUUGUUCUUUUGGUAAUGUCCUAGUAUGCUUCGAAUUUACGAAUUGGGUUGUGUCGAUCAGCGCAGAUUUGCUGAAGCAGUGGCAACCGAAAUGACCCCAAACCCCUCCGAAUUGAUUGUGUUGUGCGCUGUUUGUAUUACGGAUAUGUUGGACGAUAGAAUGUUUGUUUGACGCGUAUUCAAUUGGUUUAGUACGUUCGGGGUAUCGGAGUAAACACGAGUAGAAUGGAACACAGUUUGGAUGGACCAGCAUGCUGCGCCAGUCGUGGGCAUCGUCUUACAGUGCUGGUCGGUUAGGGGGCCGUGUCGAAUACCUGUGGACGGGUUGUUGCUGUCGUUACUCAACACCUCAUCUAAACUGCCAUAUCAGGCAAGCCCUAUGAACUGCGGCAUCGCCAAGGUGUUGGAUCUGCCUUUCGUGUCAUGUGCGCCGUACCUCAUGCAGGCGAGAAAGGUGAUGGCAUGAGGCUCUCGCUGUAUGCAGUCCAUGGAUCAGCAGAAGAGCAAGCGUAAUGAAGGGAUAACGGUCAAGUGGUGCGGCCAGUAAUGCGUGUUGGGCAGCAAUAGCUCUGCAAGCUUGGCUGCUGAGAAGUGGACGGCUGUAACUUUCUUAUGA
Astrephomene gubernaculifera is the source of this 4671-nucleotide messenger RNA. The record is from the annotation of a GenBank genome assembly. Lineage: Eukaryota; Viridiplantae; Chlorophyta; Chlorophyceae; Chlamydomonadales; Astrephomenaceae.